AUGAGCUGCUGGACAUCGUCAACUGCCUCAGUGCGGGCGGCUGCACCAAGGCUGCUCCGUACUCGCACCAGUACCUCCAAGCUCCCCAAGCAGUUGCUGUCUGCUGCCGCCGCCGCCACACGACCUUCUGUCGCCGCCCCAGUACCGUCAUCCACUCCAUCAAGAACCAUCUUUUCAUCAGCUUCUCGUACUAGCGCAGCUUCCACGACCAUUUCUGGACAAGACCUCUCCAUCGCGUUGGACGACAACGGACAGAUCCCUGCAGCACCCUACUCGCAUUUGCCACUUGCCGGCACGUCACCCUCAUACAAGGUUCAUCUCAUCGUCCACCCAUACGAUCAAGUGCGACCCAUCGACACAUGGCCCUCACACCUUGAGUCGGUCUCGCCUUUCCUCUCCGAACUCGAGAGUCGCGCCAAGAAGGGUGGCAGCCUCGAAGGGUACGGCAUCUCCUUUUCUUCUGGUGACGCUCGCGGCAACUCGAAUGGCGACGCUGCGUUGAAGCCGUGGGACCCCACCACACCACGCAUGAUGCGUGCUGUCCCCAACUCGGCACAGGAGCAAGAGCAGUUUAUUGUGUACGCCUACACGAUCAACGGCACCAUGGCCAAGGUGGGCCCUGUCUCGCUCGCCUCGCUCGACGCCGGCUCGUCCUUCCGACAGCGCAUCGACGAUGCGCUCGCCUCUGCGCAGCCUCAGACCGGCCGUUCCAAGCAGACUGAUGAGACGCACAUCUAUAUCUGCACGCACGGCUCGCGCGACUGUCGCUGCGGUGUAGCGGGUACAGCCGUCUAUCAGGCCUUGAAAGACGAGGUUCGCUCGCACCAAGCUUCCACCAUCAAAGCCGGCAACGACGCACCCAAGAAGGUCCGAGUGUUUCCCAUCAGCCACGUCGGCGGUCAUGCGUGGGCUGCCAAUGCGCUCGUCUACCCGCACGGCGACUGGUACGGCAACCUGCGUGUUACCGACUCAAAACUGGUUCUGCGCGCCGCCAUGUCACCCGCGAGCUCAGUGCACGACUUGGAGGAUCUGCGCGAGAGACUCGUCCACUGGCCUAGGUGGCGAGGCAGGCUUGGUCUCAGCAAGGCUGCUCAACGAGACCACUAUGCCGAGUGGGGCCCUCCCACCAUCAAUGCCGCUCAUCUCACACCCAGGAGCAGAGGCAUUGCCACAUCAGCGACGCGUCCCAGCGUUGUCGGUUCGCUGUCUUCUGCGUUUUCUUUGUCUUCCGCAACGGGUGCUUCCGUAAGGACGUACGCCACGGAUGCAUCCGAACGCAAGCCCGCCUCCGCUACGGAUAGCGACAAGAAGCCAUCUGCACGCAUGACCGCAUUUCGAGAAAAGCUUGCCGCGGACCUUUCCAUUGAUGACUUUGCCGCUGGCGACGUCGACUCGAUCCUCACCUCGACACCCUCAUCAUCAGGCCGAGUGCAGAUGGGCCGAACCAGAGAAGCGCGUCUCCCCUCGCACCUGAAAACCAAAAUCCCGACGGGUGCCAACUACACGCGCAUUAAGUCGGACCUGCGCGGACUUGGUCUGUCGACCGUGUGCGAAGAGGCGCGUUGUCCCAACAUCGGAGAGUGCUGGGGCGGUUCGGGAGGCAAGGACACUGCGACGGCGACGAUCAUGAUCAUGGGCGAUACGUGCACGCGCGGCUGUCGCUUCUGUGCGGUGAAGACGAGUAGGACGCCGGCGGCGUUGGAUCCGCACGAGCCGGAGAACACCGCCGAGGCGAUCUCGCGCUGGGGGCUCGGGUACAUUGUGCUGACCUCGGUGGAUCGAGAUGAUUUGGCCGAUGGGGGUGCGAAUCAUAUCGCGAGUACGAUUAGCAAGAUCAAGUUCAAGUCGCCCAAGAUCCUCGUCGAGGCGCUGGUGCCCGAUUUCUCGGGCGACAAGGAGUGCGUCGAGACGAUCGUCCACAGCGGGUUGGACGUAUUUGCACACAAUGUCGAGACCGUCGAGCGCACCACGCCGUUCGUUCGUGAUCGCAGGGCCAAGUACCGCCAGUCGCUCGCCGUGCUCACCCACGCCAAAGCGACCUCGCCCACACUCAUCACAAAGACGUCGAUCAUGCUCGGAUGCGGCGAACAGGACCACGAGGUCGAACUGACUCUCCGCGACCUCCGCGCCGCCAACGUCGACGUGGUUACUUUCGGCCAGUACAUGCGCCCCACCAAGCGCCACAUGAAGGUCGAGCAGUACGUCUCGCCUGAAAAAUUCACCCACUGGCAGCAGAAGGCCGAAGAGCUGGGUUUCUUGUAUGUCGCCAGUGGGCCGUUGGUCAGGAGCUCGUACAAGGCGGGUGAGUUUUUCAUCGAGAACGUGCUCAAGCAGAGAAGGGCCAAGGCUCAGGCUCAGGCGGAGGCAGAGGCGGCGGUGGUGGCUGAGGGUAAGAUCGGCGCGGAGCAGGUCGAGCAGAGUCGCGUGUAG
Sporisorium graminicola is the source of this 2430-nucleotide messenger RNA. RefSeq lists its product as uncharacterized. Lineage: Eukaryota; Fungi; Basidiomycota; Ustilaginomycetes; Ustilaginales; Ustilaginaceae. Gene Ontology annotation, cellular component: mitochondrion. The transcript has a single exon. Gene Ontology annotation, molecular function: 4 iron, 4 sulfur cluster binding; lipoate synthase activity. Gene Ontology annotation, biological process: lipoate biosynthetic process. Bases 1 to 2430 code for a protein of 809 amino acids. The record is from RefSeq and is a predicted model, not a curated record.